Messenger RNA from Cladocopium goreaui, 7009 nucleotides. NCBI's taxonomy places the organism in Eukaryota, Dinophyceae, Suessiales, Symbiodiniaceae. The record is from the annotation of a GenBank genome assembly.
GACGUUGCCGCGGAAAGCACUUCAAGGAUCGUCAAGAGCGUCUCAGAUUCUUCAGGGGCCCAGGCCAGAGUGCAAACAUGAGCAACCUCCAGCUGGACAUGUUGGAGGCAGUGAAACCAGACUACAGCAAUGUGGAGGAACUUGCUCUGAAGUUUGGGUGGAAGGAACAUUUUGAGAAGAUUGCCAAGAGCCUUGCAUCCAGUUUGGUCUAUUUGGCAAGCCUGCCAAAAGAUCAUUGGCAGCAUGAGCAGUUGUGCAAGUUAGAGGCUGAACUUGGGGAAGGUGCAAAUAGAGGCCCUGCUGAGCAACCUGCAGUUGCCACAACUGCAGUGGGGCAGACAGCUCCAACUUCAUUGCCAGUUGUCACCACCACUUCCUCUUGCAUGGGGGCGCUGACUAUGCCCAAUGGGAAGCAUGAUGGAGCCAUCCCAGGCACCAGAACCAUGACAGAAAGUGAGAAGGAACAAAUAGAGAUAGCUGAGUUGGAAGCAAAACAGAUCAAUGGGGAAGAGCUGCAGAACCAUGAGUUGUGGCUACUUGCAACCAGGGAAGAAGACAGGAGGCAGAGGCAAGAGCAAGGCAAGGCAGACAUCAGUGAACUGGCAAAACUUUUGGAGGAAGAUGAGCGCCUUGUCUAUGACAGCAGAAGGGCAGAAAAAAUUGCCACACUCAGAAACAGAAUCAAAGCCAGAGUCCAAGAGGAGAAGUGCAACCAACCAGGGCUAACAGAGAUUGAAUACCAAGACCUCAAACACCAACUCCAGAACUUGGGUGGCAGCAUCAGCCAGCAAGAAUUGCAGAAGAGAACACUGCAGGAAGAACAAGUGCAAAAGGCAAGAGACAAGGUGAUGGAAGCCAUUAUCCAACAGGAAAAGCAGAAAGUGAAUGACACAGCAACUUAUGCCCAGAAGAUGGCACAUUGGUCUGCUCAAGAGGCCAAGAGACAGGCAGCAGAGCAAAAAAUGAGUGAAGAGGCAAAGAAACAGCAGGAGCAGAAACAGCAGCUGGACUUGUACAGGGCAAAGCUUGCUGAAGAAGAGAAGAAGAAAACUGAGGAGUGGAAGAAAAGGCUGCAGCAAGAGUUCAAGGAAAGGAUGGAGGCAGAAAAGGCCAGAAUUGAAGCUGAGGAGAGAAAGAGAAUAGAAGCUGCAAUUCUUGCAGAAGAAGAAGCUGCCUUGGAAGAACAGAAAGCAGCAGCAGCUGAAGAGCUGGCAAGAGACCAACACUUGGAAGAACAGAACAGAAUGUGGGAUGAGGAGGAGAUAAGAGAUAUGAUCAGGGCAAAGCUUGCAGAAGAAGCCAAGCAAAAGAAGGAGCAGGCAAGAGAAGCUGAGAAGAUGAGAGCCAAGAGUGAGGAAGAGCAGAGACAGGAGGCAGAAAAGCAGGCAAGAGAGGAAGAAGAGAAGAUGAGAGCCAAGAUUCAGGAAGAGGAGAGGCAGAAGCUUCAGCAGGAGGCAGAGAAGCAGGCAAGAGAAGAAGCUGAGGAGAAGAUGAGAGCCAAGAUUGAGGAAGAGGAGAGGCAGAAGCUUCAGCAGGAGGCAGAGAAGCAGGCAAGAGAAGAAACUGAGGAGAAGAUGGGAGCCAAGAUUGAGGAAGAGGAGAGGCAGAAGCUUCAGCAGGAGGCAGAGAAGAUGGCAAGAGAAGAAACUGAGGAGAAGAUGAGAGGAAAGAUUGAGGAAGAGCAGAGGCAGAGGCUUCAGCAGGAGGCAGAGAAGCAGCAGGCAAGAGAAAAACUUGAGAAGAUGAAAGCAAGGAUUGAGGAAGAGGAGAGGCAGAAGCUUCAGCAGGAGGCAGAGAAGCAGGCAAGAGAAGAAGCUGAGAAGAUGAGAGCCAAGAUUGAGGAAGAGGAGAGGCAGAAGCUUCAGCAGGAGGCAGAGAAGCAGGCAAGAGAAGAAGCUGAGGAGAAGAUGAGAGCCAAGAUUGAGGAAGAGGAGAGGCAGAAGCUUCAGCAGGAGGCAGAGAAGCAGGCAAGAGAAGAAGCUGAGGAGAAGAUGAGAGCAAAGAUUGAGGAAGAGGAGAGGCAGAAGCUUCAGCAGGAGGCAGAGAAGCAAGCAAGAGAAGAAGCUGAGGAGAAGAUGAGGGCCAAGAUUGAGGAAGAGGAGAGGCAGAAGCUUCAGAAGGAGGCAGAAAAGCAGGCAAGAGAGGAAGAAGAGAAGAUGAGAGCCAAGAUUGAGGAAGAGGAGAGGCAGAAGCUUCAGCAGGAGGCAGAAAAGCAGGCAAGAGAGGAAGAAGAGAAGAUGAGAGCCAAGAGUGAGGAAGAGGAGAGGCAGAAGCUUCAGCAGGAAGCUGAACAGAAGGCAUCUGAGAGGGAACUGAAGAAAAUUGCUUUGGAAGAGGAAGCACUGCAGAAGGACAUUGCUGGAGCCCAUGUUGCAGAACUAUUUGCAAGCCACCAAGCCAAAGGCACCAAGAGGAUGGCUACAGAAUCUGCUGAGGAACAGCCUGGAUCUGCAAACAUUGGUGGGAAGGAGCCAGGUCGUAGUCAGGGCAAAGGUUUGGCCAUCACCAUGAAUGACCAUUGCACUGUCUUCACUAUGGUGAGAAACCUCGACCUGGCUGAACCAGUGCCUUGGGGUGGUGGCCUGAUUGGGUGGCCUGAUUGGGUGGCCAACACCUGGACCACAGCAUGUGACACUGGAUUUCUUCAUGCUCCCAAUGUGGUGGCUAUGGACACUGGCAGACCUGAUGGGUGGGAUAUUCUUUACUAUGAGAGUGGAUGGGGAGAUUGGGUGCCAGUGAAUGACAGAGUCUAUGCAACCACCUAUGACUACCAGCCUGGGUCAAAUUUGUGCACCAUUUCCUACCACUAUCAGUCAGGGUGGACUGACAACAUGGUGAGGAACAUGGAUAGCCUGGGCCCUUUGGUGCGAGAGCACUGGACUUGGGGUAAUCAGCCAACACUGGAGGAGAAAGAGGACACUUUGUUUCACUUUGACUACCCAGUGGCCAGGUGCAAAGGCCCUGACUGGCCUCAUCAUGUUGCUUUUGAGUUUCACCAGAAGGAGAAAAAUGCAGAGCACUUGCAAGGGCAAAGCUCUACAAAUGAUCAAGAGCUAGUGUCCAUGUGCUGGGAGAAGCAUGGUGGCUUUUUAGCUAGCCAGGGGUCCACAAGCUUAUCCUACUGGUUCAAGGGCAAGCUUCAGAGUGUGGCAUUGACUUGGGGCAGGGAAGGCUUCACCCAAAACAUUUUGCAGGUUGCUGUUGAGCUUCCCUCCUUUAGAGGUGUGUGGAACACCAUGGCUUCAAACCCUUGGCAUGGCUACAGGAUCACAUCUUCCUUAGAUAGAGCUUCAUUUGCAGACAUUCUGGUCUUGGUGGCUUGGAUGUGGGCUAAUCAGUCCCAUCAAUGCUGGCUUCAUGUUGGCCAACAGUGGCUUCCAGAACUGCUUGUCUUUUUGGGCUUUGCUAUGGACACCAUGGCACAAGACCUCUCCCAGGAAGGCUUGGGCCCUAUUCCUGUGGUGCUUCACAAGGGUGUGAAGCAGAAAAACAUGGAUGCAGUGAACAGGUUGCUGUUGCUCUUCAGAAUGAGGCACAAGAGGAGGCACAGGCAGGACAUUGCUUCUACACACGCAGACAUUGCCCCAGCUGGCCUGAAGAUGAUCCACCAUGAACCCUUCUAUGACAGCAUGCUGUACACCAAGGUGGUGGAAUCUGCAUUCAGUGGCAUUUCACAGUUGCAAAUCAGUUUCUUGCCCACUUGGAUGUCUAAAGUUUCAAAUGCUUUUGUGCAUGUUGCCCUGCUUGUUUUCCUUUUGUUCCAGCUUUGUUUGUUGUCAGAGGCUGUUGCCAUUUUGUCCUUGGAACUGCCUCAGGACUAUGGGGGUGCCAACACUUUUGUUGGUUGCAUCUUCAGUCACCAAAAUGGCAUGGCAGCUUAUGUCCCUGUCCAAGACCUCAAGCGACCCACUGUUGGCCAAUUGGAUCCAGAGCUGCAGGCUUUGGGCUUGGAGGGCAAAUUGACCAGGGUAGAAGGAUGGGCAGAAGCCAGGGCACUUAGCCAUGCUUUGAGUGGCUUGGGCUUGGCAUUUAAUGAUUUGAAAGUGCCUGACCAUGUGAUAGCCAGACCUUUGACUGCUGAAGAAGUUCGACACACUCAUAAUGGCAUUUCCUUCAUCUACAAUGAGGUGUCCAGAACCUUGAUUCCAGAGACACCUGUGGGUUUUCAGUGGAGCAAAAUGAAAGCCAUUAUCUCAGUCUCAGAUCAAGGUGCGACCAACAGAGCUGCUCUUCAUUUCUUGGCUUAUGGGCCCCAGGAGACCAGGUUGAUGCUGGGUUUGCAAUGGGACCCAUUUCAUCGUUGCUGGAAUGAUCUGAAAGCUGCAAUGAGGAAAGCCAGCUUGUGGAAGAUGGUUCUCUCUUUGUCCAUCAGCUACAACUUGCCAUAUGGCCCAUUCAACUCAGGCCAAUGGUUCCACAGAAAGGCACAGGCAGCCAAGGAAUUUUUUGAAAGCAAUGGGCCCCACAGUUCCACUUUUGCCAGCUACAUUCCCUACAUAUGCUGGGAACUGAAUAUCCCUGAGCCAACUUUCCCUGAAGAUGUGGAGGAAUUGUGGCACAAGGUGCAGGAUUCAGAGCACUGGAGGAAGAAGGGCCCACUUGUGAAGCUCAUGAGAUGGCUGAGUUUCUUCCAGCCAAGCAAUUUCUACAAAGGAGACCACAUGGCUUUGAAAAUGGUUUUGACACAUGGGGGCCUGCAUGGCAUGACCCAUGAUGAAGAUGAAGAAGACACUGCAUUGCCCACAAGACAGACACAAGAUGACAAAACUGCCAGGGCAGAGCUGCAAGAAUUGAAAAAAUCCAAAGGCACCUGGAAGGUUGCAGGCAAAGUGCUGCAUGCCAGGCACAUCAUGCAGAAAGACAUUUUAUGUGUGGUCAGCAGGGCAGCUUGCACUCACCACAGUGAGGAAGCCAGAGAGUUACUCACAGCUGAACAGGUUUUCCAGCACACCUUGAAGUCUGUCACCAACCAAGGUUGGGCCCAGGAAUUAGUAGAUUGUGCCAGGGACACCUUCUUUGAUGCCAGCAGCUUGCAAUUCCUGUUCAGAAGCAGUGACCUGGUGGAGAGCCUCAAUGUCAAGGAAUGGCUGCUGAAAUACUUCACACACUUGACCUCCAACAGAGGCCAGAGUUUGACAACUCAGUACUUGACACCCCCUGUGAAGUAUGCAGCUAUUGCAGGCUAUGACCCAGCUGAAGCUCAAAGAUCCUAUGACAAAUGCAUGGCAGACUGGGCCACUCUGUUGGAUGCAGUUUUUAUGGCACUGGAGCAAGAUGGUGGGCUUGCUGAGGGCUAUGAUGAAGGGAGAAAGCUGCUUCUCCUCCACUGCUUGCAUUUAGGAGACAGCAGAGUUGUUGAAUGCACUCACCAAACUGCCAAAGACAGCCUGCGAGACACCAAGCAUUUUCAAAGAGCUGUGACAAGCAGAAUGGCAGCUGUGCUCCACUCACCAGCAUUGAAGCAAAGAAAGCUCAAUGCUGUGCAGCUGCCUGUGGUGGACAAGGUUCAAUCUGGACAGUGGUCAUCCAAUGACACCAAGGGUGGCUUUGUGCACAGAGCCAGACCUGAAAAACACAAAUUGGACAAAGCUUUUCAAAGAAUGAUGCUUCCCAACAGAGGGAGAGGUGCAUGGCCUUCCCCUACACCAGCUUCCAUGUUUCAGGGCAUUGCAUCCACAGAGUUUGUGCUCAACCACCUGAGGCUUGCAGAGCAAGAAGGCAAACAUUUGCCUGACAGUUGGCUGUCCAUCAUUUGUGGGGCACCUGGAUCCAUCAUUGCCAAUCGCCAUUUUGGUGAGCUAGUCUGGGUUGUGGCUGCUGCUGAGCAGUGCUUUUUGGCAUGGAGACUGAAAGUGGAGGUGGCAAACAAUGGCUCCAGGUACUUUGUUUUUGACCUGAGACCUGCAGCUUUGCAUUGGCAAACAAUUUGGAGCUUGGAUGACUGGCUCCACAUCCCUUGUGAGUUGUCCAUGGUGACUGAGCAAGGCCCUUUAGCUUUUUUCCAGUCUGAUGACCCAUGCACUUUGCCAGAGGCAUUGUGUUUGAAUGGCAUGUAUCUCACCAGCCCACACAUCAGGAAGUUGAUCAAGCACUUGGGUGGCUCAGUGAAAGGGAGCUCUUUGUUAGCUCUGUCCAGCCAGCUGUUUGGGUUGUGCUUUGGAGGGGAUGAUGCCAAAACAAAACAAGCACAGGAAGCAUUUGAGGAACAACAAAAAAGUUUGGACCAAAAGAUUGAAGAGGACCUGGACAGUGACUUUGAGGAAAUUUUAGACAUCCACAAGGAGGAGGCUUACAACACAAGUGAUUUGAAAGAUAUUGAGAAAGUGAGAAAAGAAAAAGCAAAAAGACACAGAGCUUUGUCAAAGGCCAAACAGUUCUCUAGCAAAGCCAUUCCCAAGCCCAAAGCAAAAAGAAAGGCCAAGGCCAAGGCCAAGGCCAAACAGAAAGGCUUGAGUUUUGCUGAGAGAUGCAGGGCAGCUUUGGCAGCUUCUUUGGGAACGCAGCAACCUGGACCUGAGCAGGAACCUGAGCAGGAUCUUGAGCAGCAACCUAAGCAACCUCAGCAGACAGGAGAAGAUGCUCCCAUGGAAGAUGCUGCUGUCACUUUGCCUUCCCCAGCUGAAGCACCAUCAGCUUCUUCAAUGGGGCUCAGAGAUGGUCACAGAGGGCCCAAUGUAGAUGUCACUGUGGAAGCAGAGACUUGGAAGCCACCAGCACAGUGCAGCAUUGGGAUGCAGAAAGUCAAUGGUGUCAUGGCAUGGCAAGCAAAACUGCCACCCAAAGUCAAGCAUCCUGUGGCACACUCAAGGAUGAAGGAACAAAACACCCUGUACUGCCAAUUUGAUCCCAAUACAUUGAAUGAAGCCUUGGAGCCUUCCACAAUCACAUCACUUAAUGAGAUGGACUUAGAUGUUAUGCUCUACUACAGGGUCAUGGUGAGUGCAGGGACUAAGAAGGCCCUCACUUCAGCUGAAGCUCGUUGCAUGUGCAGCAGAUGGCUGCAGUCUUG